Messenger RNA from Syngnathus acus (greater pipefish), 1357 nucleotides. RefSeq names its product distal-less homeobox 6a (gene dlx6a). The coding region runs from base 296 to 1036 and encodes 246 amino acids. The record is from RefSeq and is a predicted model, not a curated record. The transcript is spliced from 3 exons. Gene Ontology annotation, molecular function: RNA polymerase II cis-regulatory region sequence-specific DNA binding; DNA-binding transcription factor activity, RNA polymerase II-specific. Gene Ontology annotation, biological process: embryo development; cell differentiation; regulation of transcription by RNA polymerase II. Lineage: Eukaryota; Metazoa; Chordata; Actinopteri; Syngnathiformes; Syngnathidae.
GACGUCGCGCCCGGAUGACCAAUAGGAAGGCGCUGCCCUUUGGAGACAAACCAUUUUACUUGUAGCGUCUGCACCAAGUCUGCAAGCAAGGGCGCAAUUUUAACAGUAAAAAUCUUCCACCUCUUCUAGCGUACUUUGAGUGAGAAUGAUCACGGGACGGGAAGAUUAAAGUCGCUGGUGGCGGGACCGGAUCGGAAAAGAGCAGCGCGCGUGCAGUAAGGAGAGAGAGAGAGAGAGGACGCCGAUUCGGUCUUGAGAGAGAGGGGGGUGAGUGCUCUCAAGGCAGAAAAAUUCGAUGAUGACCAUGACUACGAUGGCUGACGGUCUGGAGGCGCAGGACUCGUCCAAGUCUGCUUUCAUGGAGUUUGGCCAGCAGUCCCACUCGCAGCAGAGCUCGCCGUCCAUGGCUGGCGCCCACUACCCGCUCCACUGUCUCCACUCGGGAACGCACCACCACCAGCACGACAACACCGCCGCCUACCCGGCCGGCAACACCUACAACAGGUCCCUAGCGUACCCUUACGUGAGCCAUCCGCACCACAGCCCCUACCUGUCUACCUACCACAACAACACGGGGGGGCAGACGCGAUUAGACGGCGCAGAGCAGCAGAAAACGACAGUGAUUGAAAACGGGGAGAUUCGUUUUAACGGCAAAGGCAAGAAGAUCCGCAAGCCCAGGACCAUUUAUUCCAGUUUGCAGCUGCAGGCGCUCAAUCACCGUUUCCAGCAAACCCAGUACCUCGCCUUACCUGAGCGGGCCGAGCUGGCCGCCUCUUUAGGAUUGACACAAACGCAGGUAAAGAUUUGGUUCCAGAACAAGAGGUCCAAGUUCAAGAAGCUGCUCAAGCAAGGCGGCAACCCGCACGAAAGUGACCCCAUGCCGGGUUCCAUGACCCUCUACCCGCGCUCCCCGUCCAUCCCGCCCAUAUGGGACGUCUCGGCCUCAUCCAAAGGAGUAAACAUGGCGGCCAACAGCUACAUGCCGGGCUACUCUCACUGGUAUUCAUCGCCGCACCAGGACUCCAUGCAGAGAUAGACGAUGGAGGCCUCCGGAUGCGGCCUGGAAUUUAGGACCGAGGAUACGGAGGGACCGGCGUUUUUAAGAAAAAAAAAAAGAAGAAAAAAAAAAAAAAAGCAUAUAUGACUGUACUGCUGUCAUCCGUCACCAAAUAUUGUCAGUGACAUUUGAGCCGAUUUGGGAAAAGACUGACUGACCCCCAUGUGGACUUGUGCACUGCAAGUUUUUGGUUUAUUUGUUUGUUGUUGCAAUCGUGUGUCUGUAAAUAGAAUCAACCACUUCACUUGUACAUACACUUUUUAUGUCCUGUCAGAUUGAGUAAACGGUGACUCAAAACAU